Messenger RNA from Neurospora crassa OR74A, 1406 nucleotides. RefSeq names its product n(4)-(beta-n-acetylglucosaminyl)-l-asparaginase. Gene Ontology annotation, biological process: protein deglycosylation. Gene Ontology annotation, molecular function: N4-(beta-N-acetylglucosaminyl)-L-asparaginase activity. NCBI's taxonomy places the organism in Eukaryota, Fungi, Ascomycota, Sordariomycetes, Sordariales, Sordariaceae. The record is from RefSeq and is a predicted model, not a curated record. The transcript has a single exon. The coding region runs from base 130 to 1353 and encodes 407 amino acids.
UUUUCAGCUACAUUUCAAGAAAGUUUGAAGACCACAGAGCAAAGUUAUCCAGUCGCUUGCACCGAGUGUCCAACCCGCACGUCCAGUUUGCUCUUUUCACUUUUGCCCGCGGUCAUCCCCGCAUCAAUCAUGACUCCUCCGCCAGCCCGCGUCCCCCUAACCACCAUCCUUUUCCUCCUCGCUUUCUUGACAACAACCACUCCAACCCUCGCCUCUCAGGAGUCUCAACACCCCCUAACCACUUCCAAUCCCAGCUCCACCACCAUCUCCAAACCCGACCUGGACUGGCACAACACCCCCGGCCUCCCCUUUAUCAUCAACACCUGGGGCGGGGCCUUCACCUCCGCCACCAAUUCCGCCUUCCUUAAUAUCACCUCCCCACCACCUGCAGACUCCAAUCCCCGUCUAGAUGCCAUCAACGCCAUCGUAGCGGGCUGUGCCACAUGCGAACGUCUCCAGUGCGACGGCACCGUCGGCUAUGGCGGCUCGCCCGACGAAAACUGCGAGACAACGCUAGAUGCGCUGCUCAUGGACGGAGACACGCUGGAUUCGGGCGCGGUGGCCAAUUUGCGGCGGGUACGGGACGCGAUUGCCGUUGCGAAGCGGGUGUUGCUGUAUACAAGACAUUCGCUCCUGACGGGCGAUCAGGCGACGGAGUUUGCGAGGGAGAACGGGUUUGCGGAAGAGGAUUUGGGAACGGAGGAGUCGAGGGCGGUUUGUGAGAACUGGAAGAGGGAAGGGUGUAAAAAGGGGUCGUAUAGGAGGAAUGUGGUUGUGGGUGAAGGGAAGGGUGAAGGGGAGGGAGGAGCGUGUGGGCCUUUUGUGCCGGUUCCGGAAAAGGACUUGGGGGCUGAUGGGGGUCUUGGAGAGUCUAAUAAGCAAUUGGGGGAGAAGAGAGGUGGGCAUGAUACUAUAUCUAUGAUUGCGAUUGGGAAGGAUGGGAGGAUGGCCGCUGGGUCUUCGACAAAUGGUGCAUCGCACAAGAUCCCGGGGAGGGUUGGCGAUGGACCAAUUGUGGGUAGCGGUGCGUAUGUUGAUGGGGAGGUGGGUGGUUGCGGUGCUACGGGAGAUGGGGAUAUAAUGAUGCGCUUUCUGCCUUGCUAUCAAGCUGUCGAAAGCUUGAGAAGGGGCAUGACCCCGACAGAGGCGGCUGAAGAUGCGGUAAGAAGGAUGGUGAGGAAAUAUCCCACUGUGCAAAGUGGGAUUGUAGUGGUGGAUAAGGAGGGCAAUCACGGGGCUGCGGCGUCUGGUUGGACGUUUACGUAUGCCUACCGAGGAGGGCAAAUGAGCGAAGCGGUGGUUGUCACGGUGCCGCCGGUGGAAGGUGUUAUCUCGGUUUCCGCUGAUUUGUGACCGAACAGAUGUGUAGUGAAAUCCCAGAGCCAACUCAACCAAGGAAAGAAAAC